CUCAAUUUACGCUCUUACCUCUUCACUCUCUCUGCCAUAGAAGAAAAAAAAAAAAAGAAGGGAAAUUUCUUGGACCAAAUUUUCCGGCAAGGUCGAAAAAAGUCCCAGAAAGACAAAUAACUGAAUAGAAACAGACACGGGAUAUUUUUCUUUUCUGAAGAUCUGCAUUUCCAAUCUUUGGGUGUGAGGUGACAUUUAUCAUUAUCUGCUAAGAUGAGUCUGAGUAAUGGGAAGGUUCACCAAGUGACAGUGACUAAUAAUGGAGGAGAUGUGAAGAAACCCUUCAAGAUCUUUGUGGGCUAUGAUACAAAGGAAGAUCUUGCCUAUGAGGUCUGUCGGCAUUCCAUCUUGAAGCGGUCCUCGAUCCCUGUUGAGAUCAUUCCAAUCAAACAGUCAGAUCUGAGAAAGAGUGGUUUAUAUUGGCGUGAAAGAGGCCAAUUGGAGAGCACCGAGUUCUCGUUUUCUCGAUUCCUGACACCUUGCUUGGCCAAUUAUGAGGGUUGGGCAUUGUUUGUGGAUUGUGAUUUUCUGUACUUGGCAGACUUUAAGGAAUUGACGGACUUGAUCGAUGAUAAAUACGCAAUUAUGUGUGUUCAGCAUGACUAUGCCCCAAAAGAGACAACAAAAAUGGAUGGGGCAGUGCAGACAGUGUAUCCAAGGAAGAAUUGGUCUUCCAUGGUGUUGUACAAUUGCGGGCAUCCAAAGAACAAGAUCUUGACGCCUGAGGUUGUGAAUAAGGGAUCUGGUGCCUAUCUUCAUAGGUUUCAAUGGCUUGAGGAUGAGGAAAUUGGAUCAAUCCCAUUUGUUUGGAAUUUCCUCGAGGGCCAUAACAAGGUAGUGGAGAAUGAUUCCACAACUUUCCCUAAGGCGAUACACUAUACUCGCGGAGGGCCAUGGUUUGAGGCUUGGAAGAAUUGUGAGUUUGCAGACCUGUGGUUGAAUGAAAUGGAGGAGUACAUGAAGGAAGGGAAGAAGAAAAUUGAAGAGUAGAUUGAAUCAGGAGGUGACAUAAUACCAUUAAACAUUCUAGAAUUUUACUGAAGUAUUUGCUGUUAUGCUUUAUUCUUUAUGUUGAAUUUAUAAUGUGAAAUCAAGAGCUGAUGUUGAUUUCAUGGAGAGUAGAACCGUAGGCAUUGCAGGCAUAUAUGUAAUGCUUUAGUGGUAUUUCUUUGCAUUAGUUAUUACAUAGGUGUUGCCGGCAUUUAUAUAUGCCGUAAUAUAUGUCUGAUUGAUUUUUCUGUUGAAGUACCACAUUGUCUGUAAGUUGUAACCUUCAGCUUCUUAUGCAAUAGAAUUGAUUUAUUCAUCA
Messenger RNA from Quercus lobata, 1309 nucleotides. It is a transcript of the gene CDI, whose product is annotated as Nucleotide-diphospho-sugar transferases superfamily protein. The transcript has 2 exons. Bases 214 to 990 code for a protein of 258 amino acids. The record is from RefSeq and is a predicted model, not a curated record. Lineage: Eukaryota; Viridiplantae; Streptophyta; Magnoliopsida; Fagales; Fagaceae.